Bombus pascuorum is the source of this 1203-nucleotide messenger RNA. RefSeq lists its product as uncharacterized. The transcript has a single exon. The record is from RefSeq and is a predicted model, not a curated record. Lineage: Eukaryota; Metazoa; Arthropoda; Insecta; Hymenoptera; Apidae. Bases 1 to 1203 code for a protein of 400 amino acids.
AUGGCUAACAAUGAACAAAUCAGCUUGUUGAGACGGAAACGAGCUGCCCUGCUCUGUCGACUCAAAUUCACGUCGAAACGAUUAUACGAAUAUCAAAAGUUAAGUCAGCAGAAGAAAGAUAUUUUGACGUUAUACCACAAAACUAUCGACAAACUGUGGAGCAAAUUCAACGUUGUGCAAGAAGAAUUAGAGUUACUCAACGAAGAAAACUCUAUCUUAGACUUCUAUCACGCCCAGGACACACAUUUAACAGAACUCAGUGGUAGAGCACAACCAUCAAAACCGGAAACAUCUAUAAGCGUCAGAUCAUCCGCAACAUUGUGGCCGAUAGCAAUAGAAUUAUCAAAAAUACGUUUACCUAUCUUCGAUGGCACCAUCGAAAACUGGAAUGCUUUCUACAAAAUCUUCUCUUUAAUCAUAGAUAGAAACGAUCAAUUGAUGCCUGUACAGAAACUACAUUUCCUCCAAGCAUCCGUAACUGGUGAAGCAGCGAGUUAUGUUCAAUCAUUGAACAGCACUAAAAUUAGCUAUGCAGGCGUUAUCGUCGCCCUCAAGAAUAGAUACGACUGUCCACGAGAGAUUUGUCUACGUCACUUUUUCGCGAUGCAAAACUAUCCUAGACUGACCAGUGAAACACCGGCAACCUUAGCGAAUUUAAUCGGCGCUAUGAAACUACAUCUCCACGCAUUGAAGAACUUAGGUGACUCAAUCACGUCAAACACCAAUAUCAUUGGCCUAUUCUUGUCUAAACUAAACCCAGAUACCAUACAACAAUGGGAGUUCAGUAUACCGAACAAGAGAAUGCCUCCUUAUACUCACCUAUUAGAUUUCCUUGAAAAAAAGGCAAAUUGUGACCUAACGACAUCCGUUGAUACUCCGGCAAGGCAAACGCCAGAACAACACAAGGCUCUCCGACAAGGCUGUCCACAGAGAAACGCAUUCACCACUACGCACUUUCCGUUGGCAUGUCCAAUCUGUCAAGCAUCGCACGAAAUUUGGACGUGCGACAUCUUCAAGGCGAAACCAGUCAAGGAACGUCUUACAGCCGUCAAAGAAUUGUCCAUGUGCACCAAUUGCCUGAAAGAGGGGCACUCGAUUCUUUCAUGCUCAUCCGAAUCCUGCCGUAUAUGCGGACUUCGUCACCAUACGCUUCUGCAUUGGGACGAAAUUGAAGUGAACAAUCGGCAGAGCAUAACCGGCUGA